UGGCCAUCGCUGGCACCAGGCAGCUGUCAAAGUGGCAAAAAAAUCAAUACCAACCCCCAACCCUCCUCGUUAAAAAUGUAAAUGCGAAAAAAUUCAAUACUGUGCAGCCAAACGCGACGGUCGCAGCGUUCUCCACUCACAAUCGCUCUCCCCGCUUUAUCCCCCCAGCACGUAAUGCUCCAGUUCCGGGAUACUACCCAAAUAUCAGUUAAAGAUUGAGAACGGUUUUCGAAUCGCCCCCAAAGUCCUCAGUGAAAUUCCCAACAAGGGCAACUUGCAAACCGGCAAAAAAAUAAAAAGCGCCCCCGCGUUUGUGCAGUGAGUGAAAAGUGGCAAAGUGUUCGAGCGCUAAGCUAUAGAAUACGAUCUUGAGCAGAUCCGGCGAAACAUAUGUCAAGUGCAGGGCGACGCGACUGCUAGCAGAGGUUGCGACUGCGACUUCCGCAUCCGCUCCUGUUUCUGUUGUUGUUGGUGGCAGCAGCAGAUACAACAAUGAAAAGCAGAACCGAUUCGCAGACAUAACACAUUGCGGUGGAGGUUGAGAAGAACGGCAUGGUGAAAAUGGAAUCGACGGAAGAACAGGAUCGAAAGCUAGUUUUGGAGUUCUGCCACCUGCUAGAGAAGUCCAAGCAGCUCUUCAACGGGCUCAGGGAUCUGCCUCAGUAUGGCCAUCGGCAGUGGCAGGCCUACUUCGGACGCACCUUCGAUGUCUACACCAAGUUGUGGAAGUUCCAGCAGCAACAUCGCAUGGUGCUGGACUCCAAGUAUGGCCUGAAGCGCUGGCAGAUCGGCGAAAUAGCAAGCAAGAUUGGCCAGCUUUAUUAUCACUAUUACUUAAGAACCAGCGAAACCAACUACCUGAACGAGGCGUAUCAGUUCUAUGCGGCAAUUAGGGGUCGGGCCUACUACUCGCGGGCAGCCAAGGAGGAUCGACCGGAUCUGAUGGUGAAAAAGCUGCGAUACUAUGCCCGGUUCAUUGUGGUGUGCCUGCUGCUCAAGAAGAUGAAGCUGGUGCGGGAGCUGGUCACCGAGUUGGAAAAACAAAUACAGGAAUUUCCCCGCAGCUACGAGCCGGAGGAUCAUUUGGAGUGGUCGCUGGUGCUCGAGGAGAUCAAGGGCUUCAUCAAGGCGGAGGCGGCGGUGGCCGUACUGCACGCCGACUCCAAUCCCAUCAUCCUGUCGCACAGUGGUUCCGGUUCUAGGUUGUCGCCGCUGACGACGCCGCCCUGCGAGCGUUCGCCGCACAUGACGCUCAGCCUGCAGGAGAUCCUGAUCGUGGGCUCCGCCUGCGAGCAGGCCAAGUUCUCGGAGCUGACCAUGGACAUGUUCCGGAUGCUGCAGACGCUGGAGCGCGAGCCGACGGAGUCGACCACGAAUCCACUGAGCAUGGCCCACGGACUCCAUGGGCACGAUGCGAGUCCGGCGGCCAGCCGAAUACCGCCGUACGGAGUGCCGGGCUCCAAGGGCUACAUGGAGAACGGACGGGCCUUUCGUGACAAUCCCCACAAGUAUCUACUGUACAAACCUUCGAUAAGCCAGCUGCUGGUGUUCCUCGCCAGCGGCUCCAAGGAACUGCCACUGGGCGGUGCCCUGCUCCUCUACAUGUCCGCCGAUGGCUGCUUCUCUACCACCAAACAUCCCGAGGAUUUUGGCUAUGAGCUGGGCGGCCUGGCCACCAGCGUGAAGCGGGACAGCGUGGAUGGUGGAGGGCUGUCCUGCCGAGGAAAAUCGUACAAGGAGAACCACUGCCUAUAUCCGGGUGAUCUAUAUCCGUUCACACGCCGGCCAAUGUUCGUUGUGAUCGACUCGGACAACUCGUUUGUCUUUCAGCACAUACCGCGCUACUUUGGCCAGCCGCUGGUGGUGCUCAUGUCCCCGCAGGAUGUGCCGCCCGCAUUCCAGGCUGAUGUCCAGCAUCAUGGCUCGCUGUUUACGUUGUUCCUGCACUCCCCGCUCACCGCCCUCUGCUACAUCUGCAACGUUGGAGACGUGCCCAUCCACCACUGGGAACGCUGCCAGACCUACGUGGACCGCUUCAUCACGGAGGCCUCGCGCCUCGUCACCCGGUGUCGCAUCGAUGAGAUUGAGCAGGGCAUUGGAUUUAUAGAUUCCUCCUACGUGCAGUUCUUCGGUGACGACUUCCUGCGCACUCUGAUCCUCCGCUUCGUCUUCUGUGAUGUGGUGCUUCGGUUGCACCGCGGAUUCCGUGGGCGUCACAUGAGACCCCGCUGUGAGCCGCAGCUGCCGGCGAACGAACUGCUGGAGCACCCCUCGCUGUCGCACAUCAUCUUUCAGCUGGCCUCGGCCCUGGAUGUGCGGGGUCACUUCUCGGAGGGACCGGAGUGCGACUGAUGACUUUUUGCGGCCAUAGUCGUGGUGGUGGCCAUCGGGAUCUGCCUGCGACAGCAGCUGUUCCACGUGAUCGAGAGGCAGUUGUCCGGAUGGAUGCUUUCGCUGUACAAUACUUUUCCGCUGGGCUGGAACUGGGCCUGAGAUUGGGGGCGUUGCUGGCCAUGGGUUUCCGUUUCCUUUCGUUGGCAGUGCUCCGGCUGCCGGCGUAAAUCAUUUCAAUAACGUAACGCAACGUAACUGCAGUAUAAUACGAAUAUAAAUAUAUAAAUACGAGUAUAAUAUAUAUAUAUGAUAUAUGCGUAUAUGGAUAAAGGUAAAUUAAUCAAGUAGCUAGUUUUCUUAUAUAGUGCGUCGCGCAAUGGAAAUGGUCCAAUGUUAGUUGCUUAGCAUAUACAUAAUUAAUGAUAACGAUAACGAAGAUAUACAUACGAGAAAUCAAUGAUAUUCAGCCGAUAUCGCAGCAGCAACAAGAACAGCAACAAACAUGUCAAAAGAACCUAACAAACGAUAACUGCCAAAAGAAGAUGAAAAACGAAAGAAAAACCAAGCAAACAAUUGAUGAUAAAAAUCGAAGCCGAAUAUCUAAUCAAAUUUUGUUUGAGCGGUACCGGGAAUUUUUAUGAAAAUUGUGAGCGCGGAUUUUUUGGAUCGCCCGAUCGGAUCGGGAAAAAAAAUAGGUAACUUUGUCAUAUGCAGCGGAAAAAUUUUAGCUUUUAUACAACCGAUAUUGAGGGAAACCUAAUCGAAAGUGAAUCACGAACACGACACACUAUAUAAGAAAGGAGGUGCGUUUUUUAUGCAUUGUACGCGGCGCUCAUAACAAAUUGAAAUUACGAAACCAGAAUAUUAUUGUACGUAUGUAAUAUUGCAUAUAUGUAUCUAUUAUGAUUACAAGAUGACUGAAAGUUACUGUUUCAACAAAGGAAAAAACGAAAAAACCAAAAAACGUAUAAAUAAAAGUAAGACAACCAAAAAAGAAGGCAAAGUUUAGCAAAAGUAAUAACUAAUAUUAACUUAUACAUAAUGCCCUAGUUAAGUGAAACAUGGAAAAUAUACAAAAUAUAUUUUGCGUAUGUUAAAGUGAAAUACAAAAAGCCCAACCAACAUUUUAUACGAAGGAAAUGCAUACAAAAUUUACACUUCAACUAACGAAUGAAAAUCUGUUCUCGAAUCAUUUUUCCAAAAUGCCGCAAAAUUCCAUUUCGGUUUUCGAUAUAAACUGUGAAUUGGAACAGGUCACCGUAAUAAUAAAUAUUUAUGAUAACAUAUAGUUACAAGUCACACUAACUCUAUGGAUUUAUAGGCAAAUGAUAAACGCAAUAUUGAAAGUUACAAAAUUAUAUAUAUAAAGCAUAUAUAUUUCAAUACGAAAAUAAAACUAGUUGAACGCAUAGUAAAUUACUUGAUCAUUUUUACAAGACAAGCCGCAAACGAAAAUAAAGAAAAAUCUUACCAAAAAGAUACAAAAAAAAGAACAAAAACAAUUUAAUAAUUACUUUAAAUUUAUUAUUUUCUACGGAUAAUAUGUGCAUUUUUAUAUAUUUAAACGAAAGAUAACAAAUUUUACGCUAGUUACAAACAAAUUUUUCUGAAGUCUUCAAGCAGCCGUAUUAAAAAAUUAAAAACUACAAACAAAACGAAUCGAAGAGAAAACAAACUAAUUUAUUCAGCCGAGUUCUAAUCAACUUAUUCGCUUUGUUAACUAACAAAUUGUAUAGCUUUUCCACAAUUUCGUUUACACUUUUUGUACAUAUAGGGAAAAUACUAAAAGAAUCGUUGAAAGAACCAAAUUAUAUCACUCACCACCAUUGUACUGAAUCAUUUCCAUUUAUGUUUUUGUACAUUUUGAGAACUGCAUUUACGGAAUAGCGAGAACAAAUAAGGUAAAUUAAAGCAAGGGGAGAAUUGCAAAUAAUCAGCAACAUUAACCACACUCACACGUAAACCAAGCCCACAAAACGAGAACAUCUAAACAUUAUCAUAAACAAAUUGUUUAAACGACAUGCAAAGUCACAAAUAACAUACAAAUCGAAACCAACAUUAAGAAAUGAUAACAAAUUUAGCAAAGCCACAAGAGAAUAUUAUGAAAAUGGAACGGAGAACGAGAAAGUGUAUGGGAGUUUGUAUGAAGUAAUAAGAAUAAAGCACACGUUUGAAAAGAGA
Molecule: messenger RNA, 4515 nt
Organism: Drosophila simulans
Lineage: Eukaryota; Metazoa; Arthropoda; Insecta; Diptera; Drosophilidae
Product: protein SCAI
Exons: 9
Coding region: 553-2352 (599 amino acids)
Biological process (GO): DNA-templated transcription
Cellular component (GO): nucleus
Molecular function (GO): transcription corepressor activity
Source: RefSeq, a predicted model, not a curated record